AUGGUGAGAUCACGAUCUGGAUCUUCCUUGGUUGAAGGUGCAUCGGCAUCGAGCGUCACAGUAGAGCCAGAGCCAGCCCUUGAAAUGGGUGUUUUCAGUUACAGAUGUCACGGAGAAGAGCAGCAGGAGGAGGAAUGCGUUAUCUGCCUCAGUGAAUACCAGGAGGGGGUCUCCUUGGUGGCGCUGCAACGUUGUCAGCACAAUUUCCACGUGGAGUGCAUUCGGAGGUGGUUGAACUGCAUGCCUAGAUGCCCCAUCUGCAAUGCAUCUACGAUUCAGGGAUUGGGAUCCCAUGUUGUGCUUGCAGGAAGUAUGAGGGAGGGAACCAUAGGGAGAGAAGACAACGUGUAA
Cryptomeria japonica (Japanese cedar) is the source of this 351-nucleotide messenger RNA. Its product is annotated as RING-H2 finger protein ATL66-like. NCBI's taxonomy places the organism in Eukaryota, Viridiplantae, Streptophyta, Pinopsida, Cupressales, Cupressaceae. The transcript has a single exon. The coding region runs from base 1 to 351 and encodes 116 amino acids. The record is from RefSeq and is a predicted model, not a curated record.